Messenger RNA from Tetrahymena thermophila SB210, 426 nucleotides. RefSeq names its product transmembrane protein, putative. Lineage: Eukaryota; Ciliophora; Oligohymenophorea; Hymenostomatida; Tetrahymenidae. The record is from RefSeq and is a predicted model, not a curated record. The transcript has a single exon.
AUGAGUGAAAUCUGGCACAAUAUUAAAAUAAGCAGCAUUGAAUAAAUAAAUAAAUUGAACUUAUUCUUAUAGUUAGUUAUCGUUUGUUUCGUUCGUUGCCUGUCUAGAGUAUUGAUUAGUCAGAUGCUUUCCAUUUCAAAUUCAAAUUUAUAAAGAUUAUUUAUUUCAUUUUCAAAUACAUUUAUACCAAAUAGCCUUAUAAGCAUACAUCACAUAAUCAAAAUUUUUCAAUCGAAAAGCAAGCGAGUUUGUUACUGUUUAGUUUGCAACAAGUAUUUUAGUGUUCUCAACGAAUAUAUUUUUAGGACAAUAUAUAUUUUAUAUGUUAUUUUGAUACUCAAAAUGACAAUAGCUUUAGUGAUAAUUGAAGUAGUAGUUUGUUUAAACUGCUUUUUUUAAAUUGGUAUUUGCUUGCAAGCUGAAUGA